Sinocyclocheilus rhinocerous is the source of this 563-nucleotide messenger RNA. RefSeq names its product voltage-gated potassium channel subunit beta-3-like. Gene Ontology annotation, molecular function: potassium channel regulator activity; transmembrane transporter binding. Gene Ontology annotation, biological process: regulation of potassium ion transmembrane transport. NCBI's taxonomy places the organism in Eukaryota, Metazoa, Chordata, Actinopteri, Cypriniformes, Cyprinidae. The annotation marks the transcript as partial. The record is from RefSeq and is a predicted model, not a curated record. Gene Ontology annotation, cellular component: voltage-gated potassium channel complex. The transcript is spliced from 4 exons.
CUGUCUAUCUAUCUAUCUAUCUAUCUAUCUAUCUAUCUAUCAGGCACUCCCAUAAACAUCUUCGUUGUUACCACACCAAAAGUGAUUCAGCCUAAUAAACUCAAACACACAAGUGUCACAAGUGUGUGAGAGCGGGUCAGGAUGCAGGUCUCAUUCGCUUGUACGGAGCACAAUCUGAAGAGCCGCAGCGAGGACCGGCUGUGCGGCCUGCGAACUGCCCCUCCACCAGGGGGCAGCAGCAGCGGAGGAGGAGGAGAAAGAGGGAGUGGACAGGGGGGAAAUGGCAACUACGCCCCUCAGAACUCGGUCAAAACACGGGACGUGGCGGGGUCCCGACCCCUGCCUCAAGGCCACGCCCACAUGAAGGAGGCUAUUGGACGACACAGUAGCAUGAAAUACAGAAACCUUGGAAAGUCGGGACUACGUGUUUCUUGCUUGGGUCUUGGUACCUGGGUGACGUUUGGAUCUCAGAUCUCCGAUGAGAUGGCGGAGAGUUUGAUGACGAUAGCCUAUGAGAAUGGAGUAAAUCUGUUCGACACGGCAGAAGUGUACGCUUCAGGCAG